CCAUCCCUCAGUGUAUUUCAUAGUGAGCUUCAUUAAGACAAAUGAAGUGGAGGUGGUGCCAGGUGUGUGGGUGGAAGGAGAGGUCUGUAAAUGGCCUAACUACAAACCCGAUGCCAUGUUGAAGGCCAUCAAGAACUGUGAGAUGCCUAAGGAGACCUGGACAAGUUAUGACAUCAGGGUUCUUUACAAAGCAAAUAGCUUUAGUGAGGCAAGGUUGAAACUUCGCAGGGCAGAAGAUGACACAGACCUCCAGUCAGAAGCAGAGGAGGGGAGGCCAAAAAAAAGAAAAACCAAACCAAACCAGCGCUUCCUCUUGAGUCAGGAGGAGUCUGAUGAGGAGCCUGUGACGCGCAAUCCAGUCCUCCCUAAGGUCCCCUCCAUUCCACCUUUGCCGUCACUGUUGCGUGAUGCCAUUUCCUCAUCAGAUGAAAUAUCUCCUCCAGCUAGUAAACUUGCCUCUCUGCAGCCGUUUCACGCCCUUGGAACUCCUGAGCCAUCCUACCAUCUUUCCUCCCAGCCAUCUCGCCACCAUGGUACUCCUGAGCCAUCCUACCAUCUUCCCUCCCAGCCAUCUCGCCACCAUGGUACUCCUGAGCCAUCCUACCAUCUUCCCUCCCAGCCAUCUCGCCACCAUGGUACUCCUGAGCCAUCCUACCAUCUUCCCUCCCAGCCAUCUCGCCACCAUGGAACUCCUGAGCCAUCCUACCAUCUUCCCUCUCAAUCGUCUCGCCACCAUGGAACUCCUGAGCCAUCCUACCAUCUUCCCUCUCAAUCGUCUCGCCACCAUGGAACUCCUGAGCCAUCCUACCAUCUUCCCUCUCAAUCGUCUCGCCACCAUGGAACUCCUUAACCAUCCUACCAUCUUCCCUCUCAAUCGUCUCGCCACCAUGGAACUCCUGAGCCAUUCCAUCUUGCCCCUCAUGCUGCUUCUGAGAUGGACCUGCACUCUGCAUUACUACGAGAGAUCAUUGCCAAGCAGGAGGUGAUGUGUGAUAUGCAAAGAAAUCUGCUGCGGAUUGUUCAGGAUCUCUCUUCUACACCUACACCACAUGGACACCACAUGGACGGAAGUUUCCUGCCGUUGAGGGAUGCUGAGUCUCUUUUGGCGCUGGACCGCGACAUUAAGACAAACCCAGAGAAGAGAAAGGACUUGGUGCUGACACUGGGCCUUGCUGGGGGCGUAACCCUCAAGGACACUGUGUGGAGGGUCAUGAAGAUGCUUCUUAAGAAUGACUUGGCCUGCAAAAUCAAUUGGACAGGCCUCCAUGGCAAAACAUCAUUCCAGGGCCUAGAAGUCAAAAAUGUUGUUACAGAAGCCAUUCGGAGAAAUCCUGGAUGCAGAGAAUCUACGAACCAGGAGGUGGAGCAAUGGUUGAGGCGUUGGUUGUAUUUGGCUGGCGAUCGAGAGGGGGGUAGGAGGAGGAGAAGCACAGUCCUCCACCACCAGCGACCCAACAACACAUAGUCAGGCACAUCAACACAUAAUGUCAGGCACACACACAUAUGCAUUUCACUUUGGCCAUUUCUGGCCACACUUUAAAGGGUUAGUUCACC
Carassius auratus (goldfish) is the source of this 1554-nucleotide messenger RNA. RefSeq names its product proline-rich extensin-like protein EPR1. The record is from RefSeq and is a predicted model, not a curated record. Bases 116 to 850 code for a protein of 244 amino acids. The transcript has 6 exons. NCBI's taxonomy places the organism in Eukaryota, Metazoa, Chordata, Actinopteri, Cypriniformes, Cyprinidae.